AUGAGUUCGCUUCAAAAGAUGAACACGAGAUUCAACGACUCUGUCGUGGGCCGAUACUUUAAGGUCGCUGAAAGAGGUUCCACGCUCACUACCGAGAUACGAGCUGGUUUUACCACCUUUCUAACGAUGGCGUAUAUUCUUGCGGUAAAUCCUUCAAUCAUCGGUGACACUGGUGGCCCUUGUGUUACGAUGGCUGCCGAGGCAGGUACAGACAUCGACCCGGAAUGUUUAGCAGACUUCAAGAAAGACUUGGUGGUCGCCACAGCAGUUGCAUCACUUAUUGCCUGUUUACUAAUGGGUAUGGUGGCGCGCCUACCUUUCAUGCUAAUGCCUGGAAUGGGCAUGAAUGCUUACUUCGCUUACCAGGUAGUCGGUUAUAUGGGAAGCGGUUCAAUUCCAUACGAAACUGCACUAACAGCAGUGUUUGUUGAAGGACUGAUCUUUCUGUUUUUGGCCGUUACCGGAUUGAGACAGUAUAUUGCGGAACUCAUUCCUAGACCAGUCCGCAUAGCGACAAGCGCGGGUAUAGGAAUGUUUUUGGCAUUCAUUGGUUUCCAGACAUCGAAUGGAAUUGGCCUAGUAACUGCUGAUCCGGCUACUUUAGUAACUCUUGGCGGAUGUGCGCCUGAGAAUCGUAGUAGUGAAUUCCCAGUAACUUGCGAAACGAAGUUAGAUUCGCCAUAUUUGUGGAUUGGUUUGAUGGGUCUUUUCAUCAUGGGUUUGCUAAGUGUGAGAAAAUGGGACCUAAGUUUGUUCUUAGGUAUCGUAUUUGUCACGUGCAUAUCAUGGAUUCCGUAUACAUCAUUCUCUCAGUUCCCCGACACCGUGUUAGGUAACGAUAGGCUCGAUUACUUCAAGCAAGUGAUCGACUUUCACAGUAUCAGCAUGACGGCUGGCGCGCUCGACUUUGAAUUCGAUAACGCGCAGAUGUGGCUAGCUCUCCUUACAUUCCUUUACGUCGACCUUUUGGACACUACCGGCACCUUGUACUCGCUGUGUAAGUUUGCUGGGUUUAUCGACGAGUCGGAUUCUGUUGAUUUCGAAGGCAGUUACGCUGCAUUUUCCGUUGAUGCUGUAGCUACCAUCAUUGGCUCUACACUUGGUCUCUCGCCCGUCACAACCGCGAGUGAGUCUGGAUCGGGUAUAGUUGCGGGUGGUCGUACUGGUAUUGUGGCGCUAGUAGGUGUGGUUAUGUUUUCCUUGUCCUGCUUCUUCGCACCUAUCAUCGUUAACAUUCCAGUGUGGGCCACGGGACCUGCACUGAUCAUGGUGGGUGUGCUGAUGUCGAGAGCUCUGGCUGAUGUCGACUGGGAGGAUCCUCUGGAAGCCAUUCCUGCGUUUGUCACAGCCACUUUGAUGCCCUUCACCUAUUCCAUUGCAUAUGGUCUCAUUGGCGGUAUUCUUGUGUACGUUGUGCUGUAUACCACCAACGUAGCAUGGGAUUGGUCUAUGUGGGCAUUCUACUGGCUCGUUAACAAGGUAUUCAAAGCUGAGUGGGAAAUGCCCGAGAAAGGUCAGACUCCCAUUCCUCGUAUGGCGAAGAAUCGUCUUCCUCACUCAUUUGAGUCAUGGAACAAACAGGAAACUGCGAAACAACGCGCUGCUCUUUCUAUGAAGGAAUUGGACCCCGAGGGUAGUGCCGACGUUGUAACCGUUACCUCAAAAAAGGACAAAGAGGGUGAGAAGGUCGAUGACCUGGCGGUAGACGAAAUAGAAACAGUUAUCACAAUCUAGAAGUAGAUAAUAUACAUUGUACAAUAUUAGUGAAACUCGCCCGAAAUAUCAUAUAUCCCGGCUGCUGAGAAGAAAUGCAGUGCAAGAACUUCAGUUUACAGCACUCUGAGGAUAAU
Sphaeroforma arctica JP610 is the source of this 1850-nucleotide messenger RNA. RefSeq lists its product as hypothetical. Gene Ontology annotation, molecular function: purine nucleobase transmembrane transporter activity. The coding region runs from base 1 to 1734 and encodes 577 amino acids. Gene Ontology annotation, cellular component: plasma membrane. Lineage: Eukaryota; Ichthyosporea; Ichthyophonida. The record is from RefSeq and is a predicted model, not a curated record. Gene Ontology annotation, biological process: transmembrane transport. The transcript has a single exon.